This is a messenger RNA of Monomorium pharaonis (pharaoh ant), 724 nucleotides long. RefSeq lists its product as uncharacterized. The transcript has a single exon. Lineage: Eukaryota; Metazoa; Arthropoda; Insecta; Hymenoptera; Formicidae. The record is from RefSeq and is a predicted model, not a curated record. The coding region runs from base 35 to 460 and encodes 141 amino acids.
AAAAGCGCACGCGCGCGUUUCAAAGGAUUUGAAAAUGUCGGACGAUUCCGCGGACUCCACCGUCAGCGACGAGGAGGACGAAGCUGAACGGAGAGUGACUCGCGGUGGCUCAUUCGGAUCGGGAAUGGCGAGACGGCUGAGGGCAUUGUUCUGUUGCGUCCUUAAACGCAAACCACGCGCGCACGAAGUCGUCGAGUGCGAUCCCGACGAGUACGACUACGUUGUCGAGAAGCUGAUCGUGAGACGCGUGCCGGUCGCGCUUAUCGCGAUCCCGACCGAUCUCGCGGACGGCGCCUCGCGAUCGAUGUCCUCAUCCACGCUCGGCGCGAAGAGAGCGUCGAUGAAAAUCAAGACGAACAAGACUUUGCGCUUUGAAGACGAACUUCAAGACUCGACCGGCGGAAGGCAAGUCUAUUUGAGACAAAGAAUAAACUUGCAAUUUUUAUUAUUUAACUUUUAACUUGUUACUUUACCCAACUCUUUAUGUAUAAGAUUAUACAAGAAAUUUUACAUACAAAAAAUAUUUGAUAUGAUACUUUAAUUUUUGAAAUUAAUAAUUCUAUUCCACAGGAUGUUUUGGAUUGAAUAAUAAAGUAAAAUGUUGAUAACUUUUAACUUAUUUAAUUAUUAACUUUAACUAGUUUUUCUUAACACAAACUUCAACUUAUUAACUUUUUUCCUAGGGUAAUUUAACUGUAUAAAAGAAAUAAAAAGUAAAAGAAAG